AGACUGCGCGCGAAGCAAACACGGCGAGGAUAAGGCAAGAUGGCGUCUGACGGUGAAGACGUUAUUGCAGUCGUCACAGUUCAGUGUUCUUAAUCUGUGCGUCCAUGCACACAUAUAUGUCCUUUAUUACACUCUAUUAAAUAGAGUAAUAAUAACUGUUUGUAUAUUAGUCUGAGCGCACUUUGAUGCUUCUCGAUCUAGCUUUGCUUGCUAGUUAGCUUAGCUUGUUAGCUGCUAACAAAGAAGUGAUGAAAACACAUCGCUAAGCAGAGAUCAAGUGUGAGUGUAAAGUGUUGUGAUUGUGUGAAAAUGUGCGAAAGAACCAUAGCAGAGUACGAGGAGGAACUUUGUCCAACAAAAGAGGAGAAGGAGCGACAACAUCAAGUUGUGUUACACACAACAGACAUCCAUCAGCUGAUUGGACACCAAGAAGAAUGUCUCCCUCAUCUGCAGGGGGACAGUUUCACUUUAGAGGAUCCACAGCCCUCACAUUUUAAAGGGGACGGGGGGGAUCCACACAUGAAAGAGGAAGAGGAGGGAGAGUGUCCUGUAGGGCAGGAGGAGGAUGAUGUCAUGACUGUUGUCUCUGUGAAGACUGAAGAGCAUGAAGACAAAGCACGUGAGUCCUCACAGCUUCAUCACAGUCCAAACGUCCAGCAGCCCCUUCACAUUAAAGAGGAAGAGGAGGAUCCACAGCCCACCCACAUUAAAAAGGAAGAGGAGGAUCCACAGCCCACCCACAUUAAAGAUGAAGAGGAUGAUCCACAGCCCACCAACAUUAAAGAGGAAGAGGAGGAUCCACAGCCCACCCACAUUAAAGAGGAGGAGGAGGAUCCACAGCCCCCCCACAUGAAAGAGGAGGGAGAGUGUGUUGUAGGGCAGGAGGAGGAUGAUGUCAUGACUGUUGUCUCUGUGAAGACUGAAGAGCAUGAAGACAAAGCACGUGAGUCCUCACAGCUUCAUCACAGUCCAAACGUCCAGCGGGUGUCAGCGGGGAGUCAUGAAGAGGAGUGGCACACCAGUGUGGGACAGAAGGAGCUACAGGCCCCCUCCCACAUUAAAGAGGAGCAGCUUCAUGAUGAAGAUGAAGCUCAGUCCUUACAGCUUCAUCACAGUCAAAGUGAGGAGAACAGAGGGGCGGAGCUUGUAAGUCAACACAUCACAGAAGCUGAUGGAGAGCAUUGUGAAGAUAUAAAGUCAGAACCAGACAGCAUCUUUGCUCCACUGUCAGACAUGGACCACAUGAUGUCACACUCUUCUGAUCACAGUGACCACAUCCAAAAACCUUUGGAGAGUCAAAAUGACUCUAAAGGUGAUACGAGACAUCACACUAACAACAAACACUUUGACUGCUCUCAAUGUGGGAAAUCAUUUAGACACAAGAGUCAUUUUACAGUACACAUGAGAAUACAUACUGGAGAGAAACCUUUUACUUGCUCUGUUUGUAAGAAGAGUUACUCCACAAAGUGUAACAUGACCACACACAUGAGAACACACACUGGAGAGAAACUUUUUACUUGCUCUGUUUGUAAGAAGAGUUUCUCCAGAAAGGAAUACAUGACCACACACAUGAGAACACACACUGGAGAGAAACUUUUUACUUGCUCUGUUUGUAAGAAGAGUUUCUCCAGAAAGGAAUACAUGACCACACACAUGAGAACACACAAUGCAGAGAAACCUUUUAUUUGCUCUGUUUGUAAGAAGAAUUUCUUCCAAAAGUGUAACAUGACCACACACAUGAGAACACACACUGGAGAGAAACUUUUUACUUGCUCUGUUUGUAAGAAGAGUUUCUCCAGAAAGGAAUACAUGACCACACACAUGAGAACACACACUGGAGAGAAACUUUUUACUUGCUCUGUUUGUAAGAAGAGUUUCUCCAGAAAGGAAUACAUGACCACACACAUGAGAACACACAAUGCAGAGAAACCUUUUAUUUGCUCUGUUUGUAAGAAGAAUUUCUUCCAAAAGUGUAACAUGACCACACACAUGAGAACACACACUGGAGAGAAACUUUUUACUUGCUCUGUUUGUAAGAAGAGUUUCUCCAGAAAGGAAUACAUGACCACACACAUGAGAACACACACUGGAGAGAAACCGUUUACUUGCUCUGUUUGUAAGAAGAAUUUCUUCCAAAAGUGUAACAUGACCAGACACAUGAGAACACACACAGGAGAGAAACAUUUUGCUUGCUCAGCUUGCUCUAAAAGAUUCAACACUAAGAAUGACAUGAUAUUACACAUGAGAACACACACAGGAGAGAAACCUUUUACCUGCUCUGUUUGUAAGAAGAGUUUCUCCAGAAAGGAAAACAUGGACAGACACAUAAGAACACACACAGGAGAGAAACAUUUUGCUUGCUCAGCUUGUGCUAAAAGAUUCAACACUAAGAAUUACAUGAUAUUACACAUGAGAAGACACACAGGUGAGAAACCUUUCCCUUGCUCUGUUUGUAAGAAGAGUUUCUCUAGGAAGCAACAAAUGACCACACACAUGAGAACACACACUGGAGAGAAACCUUUUUUGUUGCUCAGCUUGUGCUAAAAGAUUCAACACUAAGAGGGAAAUCAUAUUGCACAUAAGAACACACACAGGUGAGAAAUCUUUUUUUUGCUCAGCUUGUGCUAAAAGAUUCAACACUAAGAAUGACAUGACAUUACACAUGAGAACACACACAGGUGAGAAACCUUUUACUUGCUCUGUUUGUAAGAAUAGUUUCUCCAGAAAGCAUCACAUGACCACACACAUGAGAACACACAAAGGAGAGAAACCUUUUCAUUUCUCAGCUUGUGCUAAAAGAUUCAACACUAAGAAGGAACUUAUAUUACACAUGAGAACACACACUGGAGAGAAACCUUUCUUGCUCUGUUUGUAAGAAGAGUUUCUCCAGAAGGGAAUGCAUGACCACACACAUGAGAACACACACUGGAGAGAAACCGUUUAGUUGCACUGUGUGUGAUAAAAGGUUCAGGUUUAAGUAUCAGGUCAGUAAACACAAGUGUGUAACAGUCAUGGAAGCUGCAGGGAUGUAAAAACACUUAAACAGUGAUUGUGCUAAAUGUAGUUUAAAGGCCUACUGAAAGCCACUACUAGCGACCACGCAGUCUGAUAGUUUAUAUAUCAAUGAUGAAAUCUUAACAUUGCAACACAUGCCAAUACGGCCGGGUUAACUUAUAAAGUGACAUUUAAAAUUUCCCGGGAAAUAUCCGGCUGAAACGUCGCGGUAUGAUGACGUAUGCGCGUGACGUAGUCAGUUAAAAAAGCUCUGUUUUCAUUUCAUAAUUCCACAGUAUUCUGGACAUCUUUUGCAAUUUGUAUAAUGAACAAUGAAGGCUGCAAAGAAGAAAGUUGUAGGUGGGAUCGGUGUAUUAGCAGCGGACUACAGCAACACAACCAGGAGGACUUUGUUGGAGAGCAGACGCGCUAGCCGGCGACCUCACCUUGACUUCCUACGUCUCGGGCCGCCAAACGCAUCGGGUGAAGUCCUUCGUCCUUCCGCCGAUCGCUGGAACGCAGGUGAGCACGGGUGUUGAUGAGCAGAUGAAGGCUGGCUGGCGUAGGUGGAGAGCUAAUGUUUUUAGCAUAGCUCUGUGCGGUCCGGUUGCUAAGUUAGCUUCAAUGGCGUCGUUAGCACAGCAUUGUUGAGCUUCGCCAGCCUGGAAAGCAUUAACCGUGUAUUUACAUGUCCAAGGUUUAAUAGUAUUGUUGAUUUUCUAUCUAUCCUUCCAGUCAGGGGCUUAUUUUUUCUGUUUCUAUAUGCAGUUAAGCACGAUGCUAUCACGUUAGCUCGUAGCUAAAGUGUUUCGCCGAUGUAUUGUCGUGGAGAUAAAAGUCACUGUGAAUGUCCAUUUGGCGUUCUCGACUCUCAUUUUCAAGAGGAUAUAGUAUCCCAGGUGGUUUAAAAUACAAAUCCGUGAUCCACAAUAGAAAAAGGAGAGUGUGGAAUCCAAUGAGCCAGCUUGUACCUAAGUUACGGUCAGAGCGAAAAAAAAUAUGUAUUUCACUGCAUUCUAGUCCGUCACUCUAACAUUCCUCGUCCACGAAUAUUUCAUCCUCGCUCAAAUUAAUGGGGUAAUCGUCCGAAUCGCUCUAGCUGCGUUGAAAACAAUAGGAACAUAUGAGGGAGUGAACAACUGACAACGUCACGCUACUUCCGGUAGGGGCAAGGCUUUUUUUUAUCAGAGACCAAAAGUUGCGAACUUUAUCGACGUUGUUCUAUACUAAAUCCUUUCAGCAAAAAUAUGGCAAUAUCGCAAAAUGAUCAAGUAUGACACAUAGAAUGGAUCUGCUAUCCCCGUUUAAAUAAAUCAUUUCAGUAGGCCUUUAAAAACACAGCAUGUUUAAUAAGAAUGUAUAUUUGAUGUUGUAUGUAGUGCUUCUCAUCUUCUAGUCUUAUAUGUUGUCCUGUACUUACUGUUUAAGUUGUGUGCAUGUAUUGAAUAUUAUAUAUAGGGUUCGGUAUCGAGUAUCGAGUAUCGAUUGGAACCGGGACUAACUUUCCGAUUCUCCCGGAAUCGUUCAAAAGUUUAAAUUUCGAUUCCAAUUUUCGAUGCUGUCACGCCAAUUUAGUCCGCCGACCGGAAAAAAAUAUGUCCGCCGAACCGGAAGAAGAAGCCGCUGAGCACCAACGAAGAAGCGCCCACCCCCGGAAGUGUUAGCAUAGCCGAGCGAGUCAGUCAAGCUCAAGCAUGGAUAGCGGGCGUCGGCGGUCGAAAGUGUGGCUUUACUUUACAAAAAAAAAAGAAAUAACCGCGAAAUAACAGAGCUCCAUGUCCAUCAAGAAAGGAGUGGAGAGAGAGCUGCAGAUGUCCCAGGACGUUCCACCGAUACUUAUGUCUGACGACCCUGCUGCAUGGUGGUGGAACCAACAAAAGACUUAUCCUUUGCUGUCAGAUCUCGCUUUCUCCUAUUUAUGUGUUCAAGCUUCUUCCACACCCAGCGAACAUGUAUUUUCCACAGCAGGAGACACUAUCUGUCCAGAACGCUCACGCAUCCUGCCUGAGAAGGCGGAUAUGCUCAUUUUCAUAAACAACAACUAUCUCUGAUUUUAUACUGUACCUGCUGCUAAUCUGGACUGGCUUUUGCAAGUUGUUUCUUAUUGUUUAUUUGCUUUUCUGCACCAGGUUAGCCCAUCAGUGGGAGCAUGGUAACAUGUUUAAGUACCUGCAGCAUCAUACACUUGUGUGUGUAAAUGUGUUUUCAUGAGGUUUCCUGCAGCAUCAUACACUUGUGUGUGUAAAUGUGUUUUCAUGAGGUUUCCUGCAGCAUCAUACACUUGUGUGUGUAAAUGUGUUUUCAUGAGGUUUCCUGCAGCAUCAUACACUUGUGUGUGUAAAUGUGUUUUCAUG
Messenger RNA from Entelurus aequoreus (snake pipefish), 5348 nucleotides. RefSeq names its product gastrula zinc finger protein XlCGF57.1-like. Lineage: Eukaryota; Metazoa; Chordata; Actinopteri; Syngnathiformes; Syngnathidae. The transcript is spliced from 4 exons. Gene Ontology annotation, biological process: regulation of transcription by RNA polymerase II. Gene Ontology annotation, molecular function: DNA-binding transcription activator activity, RNA polymerase II-specific; RNA polymerase II cis-regulatory region sequence-specific DNA binding. The record is from RefSeq and is a predicted model, not a curated record. The coding region runs from base 310 to 2544 and encodes 744 amino acids. Gene Ontology annotation, cellular component: nucleus.